ACCAAUCAAGCAUUUCAUCAUUGCACACGACAAACCUCUCAUCCUCCUCAUUCCUCACCCCAUUCUUUCAACCUCUCACUUUCUGCAUUUCCCUUCACAUAGAAAAACACCAGAUCACUCCAAAUUCCUCAAGAAACACAAAAGGGUUGCUGUUUCUUAAACUUCUUUAGCCCUGAGUAUCGUCCCGCCAUGGACAGGCUCGUGAAGCCGGACGUGACCGAGGUCGAAUUGACGUUCAAGAAGGGCCAGAAAUGCACCAAGACGUUCCGGGUAACCAACCUCAUGCACACCAUGUCUGUGGCAAUCUCCCUGUCCACCACCAACACUUCCCUCUUCAGCUUCAACCAGCCUUACUCCAUAAUCCCACCCCUGUCUUCCGCGUCCUACACAAUUGUCUCGGCCCCGUCUGACCACCCGGCCCUCUCGUUGCCCCCUGAUUUCAUCACCGUCAGAUCUUCCAUGCUCCCCACCGGGAAAGCCCACCAGGACGACCUCCGCCGCCUGUUCUCGCGGCCUGGCCCCCAUGUCUUCAAGGACGCCACCAUGCCCAUUGCCUUCGUUGGCCUCCAGGUGAUUGAAUUCCUCAUCAAACAGAACACCCAGAUCAGAGAGACCGAAUCAUUGCUGAAGAAGGCGAUUCCUGGGUGUGACCAGUCCCAGCUCACCAAGCUUUUGAAGUAUGCAAUCGCGUGCGGGGACGCGGGAAUCGUGGCGAGCCUGAUCGACGGCGGCGCUGAAGUUAACGAUGUAAAUCCCGACGGAACAUCCUUGAUAAGCCUGGCAAUUGAAGCUGGAAAUCUCGAGAUACUGAAAAUCCUGAUAGCUUCAGGCUCUUCAGUCAGCAAAAAGAGCAAACACGCUGAUCACAUCCUCCACAAGGCGGCGGAGAUGAACCGGGUCGACCUCAUGGAAGUCCUGUUCAAGGCUUUCAAGGACAUCAUCGACCCGAACGAGCCCGACCCCGACGGGAGGAGCCCGUUCCACGUCGCGGCGGCCAACGGCUUCGUCGAUGCGAUCAGGUUCUGCGUUGCGGCCGGCGCCGACGCCGACGCAACGGACUCCGCUGGUUCGACGCCUCUCCACCUCGCCGCCGCCAGGGGCCACACUGAGGCGGUCGAGUACCUGGUCAACCACUCGACGUACGCGAGGCACGCGGUGGACGGGGACGGGAAGACGGCAUUCGCGCUCGCGGCGGAGAACGGGCACUCGCGGCUGCUCGACUCGCUGCGGCUGCGGGACGUCCUGCUCCGGGCGGCGAGGGUCGACGACGUCCACGGGAUGAAGAGCUGCCUCGCGGAAGGAGCCGACGUGGACGCGAGGGACCAGAACGGGUGGACGCCGCUGCACAGGGCGGCGUUCAAGGGGCGGGUCGAGAGCGUGAAGGUGUUGCUGAGCCACGGGGCGAGCGUGAACGCGGUGGACGACGCUGGGUACACUCCGUUGCAGUGCGCGGUGGAGGCAGGGCACGCGCAUCUCGCUCUACUGCUGAUCGCGCACGGAGCGAAAGCGAGCCCGAAGGGCCCGAAAGGCACGGCUCCUCUCAGCUCCGACGUGGCAAAGCAUCGCCUCGACCGUCCGUGUUUCUUGUAUCCUCUGUGCCGCGAGAAGGGACGAGCUUGAACGGAGGCUGCCACCACCUGUUCGACGAAAUGGCGCAACGAAGAAUGGAAGACAAAAACGAAGAGGCCACCACCUGUUUGACAAAAUGUGUGUGUAUACUGGAAUCUGUAUAUAGUUUUGUGAAUAGUGUGAUUCACCAUUUGAUUGGAUGGUGUUGGAUGGUCGAAUAGAGGGAGAGAGAAGAUGUAUUGUAGUGUUCAUUUCCCUCUCCCAGCCAGUUCUGACCUCCAAAUUUGGUUGCAUCGGCGUUGCUUGUCUCGUGUAUACUGGAAACUUGAGUCUAGGAAAGAAAAACGCCAUUGAAUGUGCAGCUUCUUUAGGGAUUAGACGUUG
Messenger RNA from Syzygium oleosum, 1953 nucleotides. RefSeq names its product protein VAPYRIN-LIKE-like. Gene Ontology annotation, molecular function: protein binding. Bases 190 to 1620 code for a protein of 476 amino acids. NCBI's taxonomy places the organism in Eukaryota, Viridiplantae, Streptophyta, Magnoliopsida, Myrtales, Myrtaceae. The transcript has a single exon. The record is from RefSeq and is a predicted model, not a curated record.